UUCCCCUGACACUUUUUGUAAACAACAUGGCGGCUGUCGGAGUGGCCCUGCGAGCACACUGAUCCGACGCCGAGCUGUCAGGAGCUUCAGCUUUCGGGGGUGGGGGGGCUGACACCCUCGUCACGCCGGAGACGCGCGACGGACGCAGCUGCCCGGUUGACGCCGCAACACGACGAGCUGGACCGACGAGAAGACCGUUUGACGAACACAGGGCCCUCUUCAGUCUAUGGGCUCUCAGUCCAGUUCUGGGAUGUCUGGUGGAAGGAGCUCCUCCAGUGACAACCCAUCGGAUCGGUCUGAAGCAGCAGAGCCGAGCCGGAGCCGCAGGGCGGCGGACAGACAGUCAGCAGCAGCAGCAGCAACAACAACAACAACAACAGGAGCAGCAGCAGCAGCAACAGGAGCAACAACAACAACAGGAGCAGCAGCCGAGGAGGACGUCGACUUAGCUGAAGUGCUGGCUUACUUACUGAGGAGGGGCCAGGUCAGACUGGUCCACGGCAGUGGAGCCACAGGGCUGCAGCUGGUCCAGUCGUACUCUGACUCUGACGAGGACAGCGAUGGAGCCUGGGAGGGUCGACUGGGAGACCGCUACAACCCACCAGUGGACACCCAGCCGGACACGCUCGAGUUGGACCGCAGCGAGAUCCGAACUCAGAUCCUGCUGGCCACGGCCUCAUCUACCCUCAAAGGCCGACAAAGUUUCACACACAUGCUCACCGAGAGGGAACAAGGCAGAUGCAGAGGCUCCAGUUUUUCUCAUGGGGAGUGCAGCCGUAUUCGCACACAUUUCUUGCCAAACUAUGUAUCUCACAAGGACACAUACCAGCAGAAAGCCUUCUGUGGAGUGUACAGCGAGGAUGGCAACAUGUUCCUCUCGGCCUGCCAAGACCAGAACAUCCGUUUGUACGACACCUCCAGGGGGCGUUUUAAUCUACAGCGAACGGUGAAGGCUCGAGAUGUGGGCUGGAGCGUGCUCGACGUCUGCUUCACUCCCGAUACAAACCAUGUGCUCUACUCGAGCUGGUCUGACUACAUUCAUUUGUGCAGUAUAGACGGAGACAGUGAAAACCACACCGCCCUGGACCUCAAUCCAGAUGAGAGGAGGUUCUGUGUGUUCUCCCUGGCAGCAUCCACAGAUGGCAAAGAGAUCCUGGGAGGGGCAAACGAUGGCUGCCUUUAUGUUUUUGACCUUGAGCAGAAUAAAAGAACGUUGAAGAUUGAAGCCCACGAGGACGACGUCAAUGCAGUUGCGUUCGCAGACAGCUCGUCCCAGCUGCUCUUCUCUGGAAGCGACGACGCAGUAUGCAAAGUGUGGGACAGACGGACGCUGCGGGAGGACAGACCGCAGCCUGUCGGACAGCUGGCCGGACACCGAGACGGCAUCACCUUCAUCCACAGCAAGGGUGAUGCACGUUAUCUGAUCAGCAACUCUAAGGACCAGUCUAUCAAGCUGUGGGACGUCAGGAAGUUCUCACCCAAAGAGGGCUUGGCAGCAUCCCGCCUGGCUGUCACCCAACAAAACUGGGAUUACCGCUGGCAGCAGGUUCCCCAGAGAGCCCUGAAGAGACACAAGCUGACAGGUGACACGUCGGUGAUGACCUAUCGUGGUCAUGGCGUUCUUCACACCCUCAUCCGUUGCCGUUUUUCACCAGAGUUCAGCACUGGGCAGAGGUUCAUCUACUCUGGUUGCUCCACUGGAUCAAUCGUCAUUUAUGAUGUACUGACAGGCAGCGUGGUGUCCAGGCUGUCAGGCCACGAUGCCUGUGUGAGGGAUGUCAGCUGGCACCCAUAUGAGGACAACAUCAUCAGCAGCUCUUGGGACAGAGCAGUACGAAUGUGGGAGCACAGACAAACACAUCCUCUAGAGGAGGAGAGAGAGAGGGACAGAGACUGACGGCAAGACCAAACGAAAUGUUGUCCAAGGAAAAGACAUCACCACAGACUGGCCCUAACAGAGGAAGACAAUAAACCCAGAAGAACUGGGAAAGACUUAAAUGUCUUUUAAAUUCAAUGCUGGAUGUUAAUGAUUAUACUUAUUGGGUGGUUGUGAAGUGUUCAGUUGGAGGGCAUUAUAGCCUAACCUUGUUAAAGGUCAGAUUUGAGCACACUGGGACAGCCUGCACUAUUUCUUUUGGGGGGGAGGGUUCACUUGUGGACAAAAUGAACAGGCCAAACGUUUUUAUUUGGCCUGAAACUCAAAAUGCGCUGGAGCUCAAAAAGCCUGGUUCUCUAGCCGUCGAAAUGUAAUGGUAAAGCAAAUUAUAUAAAAAUCAAUGUUGGAUAUUGCAGGGAGUAAUUGAGGAUUAUGAUUCUGUAUAAAUGUAUAGUAUUUUAAUGGUAUGUGCGUUCAGGGAGUGUACCUAGAUUGUUGUUAGUGCUGAUUUGCUGAAUUGACUUCCCUGUAGUAUGAAUAACAUGAGCUGUGUCACAUUUCAGGGGCUGUCAUAUUCAAAGUCCACAUUUAAAGAAAUAUAUUGAAUAUGAAUAUAAUGAAUAAUCCAAUACUUUUAUUUGCAGCUACCUACAAUAAACCUGUUAUCAUGUAACUUUGUAGAGUUUCCCACUGGUCCACUGACUUCCUGGUGGUCAGCUCUGUUUGUUGAUCACUUCUGCUCAAACGGGUGAGUAGAGUGAAUCCUUUAGACACCUCCAGUCUAAUACUCCUAUAUUCCCGGCCACACAGCACUGGCCUCAAGUUUUUUUUUGCUGAUCCCUGGUCAGCCUUCAAUUCUGCAAACACCAGCCCUGUGCCAAUUUAAAAAAUAACAAUAAUACUACUUUUGUUGACCAUUAUAAACCUGUGAUCUGCUCAAAAGACUUGAAUGUUUGUAAUAAUCAGAACUAAGGGACUGGGGGAUGUAUGUGUGUGUAUGUGGAUUCAAACGUACACUCGUCUGUUUAUGCAAUUUUCAGGUGUUUAUAUCAAGGCCCAUAUUUCUCUCUCUCUGACUGUUGUUUUACAGUAACAAUAAAACCUUUAUUUAAAUGUU
This is a messenger RNA of Scophthalmus maximus (turbot), 2993 nucleotides long. RefSeq names its product ddb1 and cul4 associated factor 11 (gene dcaf11). The transcript has 15 exons. The record is from RefSeq and is a predicted model, not a curated record. NCBI's taxonomy places the organism in Eukaryota, Metazoa, Chordata, Actinopteri, Pleuronectiformes, Scophthalmidae. Gene Ontology annotation, biological process: proteasome-mediated ubiquitin-dependent protein catabolic process. The coding region runs from base 227 to 1897 and encodes 556 amino acids. Gene Ontology annotation, cellular component: Cul4-RING E3 ubiquitin ligase complex. Gene Ontology annotation, molecular function: protein binding.